UCUUCUUCUGCUACUUGGCUGUGGUGACAUCUAGUAUACUUGUAUGUAAGCGUGUACUACACAUGGCUUACAUACAUUUUAAAAAAAAUUUCAAGUGAUUUAAAAACCAUUAGGAUAUUAUUAAUAAAAUUCAAACAGCAUGAAUUUAAUAUCUUUCAUUGCAUAGCUUUAAUAGUCAUUCUAGUGGUAACAAUAAGUAAUUGGCUUGAGAAACUAAAAGCUUGGCUGAUCUGAAAGUCUAUUCAAGGUGCAAGCAGAUCCUUUUUCAUUCCAUUUGUUUGAACAAAAUAUGAACAUCGAGAGCAUAAAAAUAAGCCUCUGUUUGGAAUUAAAUGUGAGCAAGUAUCUGGUUGAUGAAUAAAUUGCCCAUGAUAAAGGUAUAGGAUGACCAGUAUCAUUGCCAAAAUUCCAAUCAAUUGUCCUUUGUCAUGAAAUUGAUCAAUCAGCUGUACCUUUUAUUUAGAGGUUUGAUAUUUAUAUUUUCAAAUUGAUAGCCAAAGUAUCUGAUGUUUAAAAAAUAACAUCAUUUAAAAAUCGAUUAUCAGUCAGCAACCAGUUUUUGUAACACAAAAUUUGUACUCUGUGACCACACCAUUUGUAGUCUUUUCUGAGAUUUUUAAAAUUCCGUUCAAGUAAAAAUUUAACAAUUGAUACAACAAUUAUAGUGUUCGUGACAUAUGCGGCCGUUGUCCCUGAUAAAAAUUUAAUUCAAAAUAUUUAUUGUAAAAAUAUUUUUUUUAUUUAUUAAAAUAAAUAUGAUUAUCACUCCAAUAUUGUGUCAGCAAUUAUAUUUUUAAUUUAAUAAAUGCCAAAAUUUUUUUCACAAUAGAUAUUUUAAAUUAUACCUUUACACGAAUUUGAAUUUCGCGCUCACUUUGGUUCUGUUUCUGAGAGCGCUGGUCUUUAACAAGUGUGCAUUGGGCAUGCGCAAGGAAUUCACAGUAAAGUAAUUAGUGCAUGAAAACGAAAGAAAUGUUGCUAGCGCUUCUAAUAUUGUUACCUAUAUGUGUGUUCUAUGGCUACUCUGUCCUGUGCAUUUUGAUUCGUCUUAAUCAGUCGCUCGUAGUAUCUCGAACACGCAACAAGCAUUCAUUUAUACUCCAAAUACUCCAAAGUGUACAUUCUUUAAUAUAAUAAUAAAAAGUGUGUCAACAUUUUUGAGUCAACAACACACUAACAAUAUACAAGUGAUUAACAAAUUCAACUCUUGUUCUUAAGAAAAUUAGAUUUUUCAAAAUUUUCAUCAUGCAUGAACAACCAAGAAAUCAAUCAGCUCAUAUCAGCACCCUAGACUACAUGCAAAUAGAUGAUGUUGCAGCAACAACAGAAGAUUCAUCGUCACAAAUGAAUGAUGUAAUUUUUCAAGACAGGGAAAGUUUUGAGUCCACCCUUGGGGACUUACAGUCAAACAAAAAAGCACUCAUUAGCACAUUAACUAACUUAGCGGAUGAAUAUCAUCUUUUUUCACAAGAAAUAGUCCAAAUUAUUGAGAAAUAUUUUGAUGAUACAAACAAAACAAAUAAGUUAAAUGUUUUAUAUCUCAUAGAUUCUAUUAUAAAGAAUCAUCCUGGGAUAUAUCUGUCAUUAUUCAGCAAAAAUUUACGAGCUAAUUUUGUUCGAGUAUUUAAAGAGGGAAAGGAGGGUGUCCGGAAGUCUCUUCAUAAAUUGAGAAAUACAUGGACAGAAAUAUUGUCUUCAAAAUUCUUAUAUCCCUUGGACACCGAAAUAUACCAAUUGGACAGAGGAUGGCCAUUAGAUGAAUACCAUCCACAAAUAAAGUCACAAGAUAUGCAAAUGUAUUCAAAAAAAUCGGAGGAAUCUUUAUCUUUGUCUUUUUCUACUUCUACAGAUGAAAAUUCAAAAAGGUCAUCUGAAAAAUUACAUCAUGACACUAUCCAAGUUUUAAAAAUCAACAACAACAGACAUGCUACGAAAAGGUGUUCAUCGGAAUCAACAGUCAUUGAAAAUGCCAAAUUACCUAGAAGAGUCAAUAGCAGUUUAUUUGGUAAUAAAGAUAUAGAUUCAAGAAUUACUCCUACACCACAUUUAAGAAAUCAAUUAGCAACUGAUAUAAAAAAUAAGAGUUCUGGGCUUAUUUUAAAUGUUGAUAGUCAACAAAUGCCUAAAACCAUUAUUGGAAACAAGCACCAAUCAUCAACAUGGAUAAAUACAGUGCCAUCAACAAAUAUUAUUGCUCCUCAGUCAUUAAAUGCCUUGAAUACUUCUGUUCCCGAAUCGCAAUCGUCCCAGUCUCAAAUGAAACCUAACUGCAAACAAGAAUCGAAAAGCAUGACAAUAAAUACACUUGGAGCUGUAAAAAAUACACAAAUAAUUCAUUAUAGUGGAAAUAGUAAGAUUGAGCUGCCUCCGCCUGAUAUGAGUUUAUUAAAAAGAAUUAAAUCUGAUACAAUGUCUUGUAUUAUAUUGGACGGACAAUUAAGAAUUAUUAGACACUAUGGGGAUACAGCUGUUGUAUUUUUAGCUAAUGAUGAUCCAAGAAUAAUAACAUUUCAAGAGGGUACCAGAUAUUUCCAAGUAAACAAAUCAACAAUAGAGCUUCAAUUUAAUGAUGUUGAAAUGCCACUAUAUUUUGAUGGAAAUGUUCAUAUGAUAAAACUAGGCACACCUACACGAGAAUUGUACAUCGAUGGUGAGUGGUUCCAAAGUCAUUUCAAUGGUCAAGAAAUUAAGGUAACCAUUGGCAACGAAGAGAUUGGUGCAUCAUUACAUGGACCUGUACCAAAGGUCGUAAUUGGUCAUAAAACUGAUCUGGUAGUAGCCAGCAUUAAUUUAAUUAUUGAUCAUAGCAAAGUACAAACAAUAUUUCUUGAUGCUAAACCACAAAUAGUGCAAUUUGGCGACAUUGAAUGUACUCUGGAGUUUGUGGACUCUUUAAAAAGGGUUUUACUAAAUGGAAAACCGUUCCCAGUGGAUUUUGGUGGUUUUGAAAAAGCCAUAAUACUGAAUGAUAAAAAACAUUAUUUACGUUUUUCAAAACUUCCAAAGAACGUACUUCCAGGUCAUACAAAAAUCAUUGGAAUGAAAGGUGAACAGGCAAUACCUGUGCAACCAAAAUUAUAUACAGAUAAAAAAUUGGGUUUGAAUAAAGUCAAGUCCCAAGUCUCAAUGAAUCCUUCAAAACUAGUAAGUGGUGAGUCAUCACAGUUAUUAAAAAAUCCUACUAACAUGGCUAGUAGAGAAUUCAGUUCAAACAGUCCAUUGAAGAUUAAUGAACCAGUUGAUGUUCUUGCAUUACUUCAAAAAUUAAUAGCCACUGGGAUCGUCCCAAGCUCAAAUACAUUCAGCACAAAGCAAGAAACCUCUGGCAGCGAUUCAAUUGCGCCAGAAAUACCGUCGUUUGAUGAAAAAUUUAUUAAAAAUAAGAAAAAUGCCGCUAAAACUGUCAAAGAGCUAUACGAUGGCCAAUCUUGUAGCAAUUGUGGUAAAAGAUUUCAUAGAGAUGUGGCUUUCAAACUUUCCGAUCAUUAUGAUCGACAUUUCCAAGAAAAUGUCAAAAUGCGAUUAGCGAAAUCGAUUAUGCAAAGUCGAUGUUUUUAUAAAACUGUUGAAGAAUGGCAACAACAACAAGAUGAAGAAACGCCUGCAAGUACUGAGUCCAAUUUCUUUGAAGCUGCAAAGAUGAAGAAUAUUCAAGAAAAAAUAACUAAUGAUACGGAGCAACCUUCAGUCAAAUGUAGCAACAAUUUAGAUGAUGCAGCUUGUGUCAUGUGUUACGAUAAAUUUGAUGUGUAUUUCCAUCAGGAGUUAGAAGAAUGGCAUUACAAACCUACCAUUUUAUAUGAUAAUAAAAAUUUGCAUCCAAUAUGUUUGGAAGAUUACAAGAAAUUCUAUGAUGAAGAGUCAUCUAAAGUAGAUUUAACAGUGGAGCUUGAAAAAAGUGAGGCUAUUCAUAUGAAUGAAAAUUUCAUUAGGGAAGAACCUGUGAAUCAAACUGAGAAAGAUUCAGAUUCUGAUGGAGCGAAUGAAACUGUCGAACUUCAUGUUUUGGAGUCCAAUGUUCCAAUUAUGAAUGAAUCUUCAAAUAGCGGGACUGAAAAUUCUGAUGAUAUUGAAGUAAUAGAACCAGCACCUAAAAUAAUUAAAGUAGAAGAGAUUGAGGACUCUUCAGACGAUGAAGUUAAUGCCACUUCAAAUAAUGAUACCAAAAAAAUUUUGGAAACAAGACGCAAAGAAAUUGAAUUAUCCAGGAGUAUUCAAAAAACUGUCCUGGAAACCCCCAAGGACGUACCUUUAAUAUUUCAUGGUGUCAAAAUAAAGGAGGAACCAAUGGACAUUUCAGAAAUGGAAUUCGACGAAAUACCUAGAGGCGUGCUGGACAGUACUAAAGUUACCAUGCAAAGUACCAUCGAUGGGAACAUAGAGUUUGAUAAAGCUAUUCAAAUUGUCCCUAAGUUGAACCCGAUAAAACUUAACAUAAUAAAUACAGAAAAAAAGUCAGUAACAGCAAAAAGCAUUAAAACAGUAGAAAAAGUCAUUGAAACUGUUGAUAAACAACAGGAAUUACAUCCAUUAAUCCCUGCCACUAUCAAACCUAAUUUAAAACGUAAACAUUUUUCUACACUGCCCAAAGUAGUCAAAGGUAAAGAAGUUUCCUCAUUGUGUAGUAUAUCUUAAACGAAUACACCCACU
Molecule: messenger RNA, 4650 nt
Organism: Trichogramma pretiosum
Lineage: Eukaryota; Metazoa; Arthropoda; Insecta; Hymenoptera; Trichogrammatidae
Exons: 7
Coding region: 1246-4635 (1129 amino acids)
Biological process (GO): termination of RNA polymerase II transcription
Cellular component (GO): cytoplasm; mRNA cleavage factor complex
Molecular function (GO): mRNA binding; RNA polymerase II complex binding
Source: RefSeq, a predicted model, not a curated record